CCGCUCCCCCUCCCCCACCCUUCCCGCGGCCUGGCCGUGCCCCGCGGGGUGGCGCCGGGCCCCAAGAUGGCGGCCGCGGCCCCGGGCCGUCUUGGGAGUCCCUCCGGGCGUCCCGCCGGGCUCCGGAGCGCUCCGCCGGGCCCGUCCUGCCCGGGGAGAAGCGGGCGGUGUCGGCCCCGCGGCCGCCCCCGGGGAGCGUGAGGCGCGGCCCCGCGGCCGGGAUGUGCGAGGCGACCGCAGGUAGUUGGCACGUUGGAGAUAAAUGCCUUGCACCUGGUACUGAAAAUGAGAAGCUUUGUGAAGGAACAAUAUCAUCUAUUGAAAAGGACAAGAAUGGAAAAUCAUUUGCUACUGUAUCAUUCCUGGAGUCUGAAGAAAAGAAAAUACUAGUAUCUAAACUCUGUAGAGUUGAAGCUGGUAGAGGUCCCUGGAAAAGCGUAAUAUUUGAUGAUGGUGAUCUGGAAAAGCCUUUUUUUCCUGACCGAAAUCUUCUGUCUUCAGCAGUGGCUUUUAAGUUAUCUGACAAUGGUGACUUUAUCCCAUAUACAAUUAAUAGAUACCUACGUGAUUAUCAAAGGGAAGGAGCCCAGUUUCUGUAUGGACACUAUGCUAAUAAAAGGGGAUGUAUUCUUGGAGAUGAUAUGGGCCUUGGAAAGACAAUACAGGUCAUUUCGUUUCUGGCUGCAGUGUUGCACAAGAAGGGAACACGUGAAGAUAUUGAAAAUAAUAUGCCAGAAUUUUUACGGAGGACAAUGAAAAAAGAAUCAAAGUAUAGUCCUAAGAAGCCUUUCCUCAUAGUGGCCCCUCUUUCAGUGCUGUACAACUGGAAGGAUGAGUUAGACACGUGGGGGUACUUCAAAGUCUCCAUCUUACAUGGCAGUAAAAAGGAUGAUGACUUGAGCCGCAUCAAGCAGGGGAAAUGUGAAGUUGCCCUUACAACAUACGAGACACUUCGCUUGUAUUUAGAUGAACUUAACAGUGUAGAGUGGUCUGCUGUCAUAGUGGAUGAAGCGCAUAGAAUCAAGAAUCCAAAAGCUCAAAUAACUCAAACCAUGAAGUCCUUAAAAUGCAGUGUUCGCAUAGGCCUUACUGGAACCAUUCUUCAAAACAAUAUGAAGGAACUUUGGUGUGUUAUGGACUGGGCUGUACCAGGACUUUUGGGUAGUAGAAUGCAUUUCAAGAAGAAAUUUUCUGAUCCAGUGGAGCAUGGUCAGAGGCACACUGCAACUAAAAGAGAGCUAGCAACAGGUCGUAAGGCCAUGGCGAAGCUAGCAAGAAGAAUGUCUGGCUGGUUUCUGAGACGUACUAAAGCGCUUAUCAGUGAUCAAUUGCCAAAAAAGGAAGACAGAAUGGUGUACUGUUCCCUGACAGAAUUCCAGAAAGCAAUAUACCAGGCUGUGCUGGAGACAGAGGAUGUAAGCUUAGUAUUAAGAGCAGGAGAGCCAUGUAGCUGCAACAGCGGCCGUAAAAGGAAGCACUGUUGUUACAAAGCCAAUGCUUAUGGUGAAACAAUUAAGUCACUGCGCUUCAGCUACCUGACAAUCCUACAGAAAGUUGCAAAUCAUGCUGCACUGCUGCAGACAGACAACACUAGCAAGCAGCAGGAAGCACAUAUCAAACGGGUGUGCAGCGAGGUCUUUUCCAGUUUUCCAGAUUUCAUGCAGUUAAGCAAAGAUGCAGCCUUUGAAACAAUUUCUGAUCCAAAGUACAGUGGAAAAAUGAAGGUUCUUCAGCAGCUUUUAAAUCACUUUAGAAAAAACAAGGACAAAGUUCUCCUUUUCUCCUUUUCCACAAAGUUGCUAGAUGUGCUGGAGCAGUACUGUAUGGCGUCUGGGCUAGAUUACCGAAGACUUGAUGGAAAUACAAAAUCAGAAGAUAGGAUGAGAAUUGUAAGAGAGUUCAACAAAAUUCAAGAAAUUAACAUAUGCCUUGUAUCUACAAUGGCUGGUGGACUGGGUCUUAAUUUUGUGGGUGCAAAUGUUGUUAUACUGUUUGAUCCGACGUGGAACCCAGCAAAUGAUCUUCAGGCUAUUGACAGAGCUUACAGGAUUGGUCAAUGCAAGGAUGUUAAAGUGUUUAGACUGAUAUCCUUGGGAACUGUGGAGGAGAUGAUGUACUUACGUCAAGUUUAUAAGCAGCAACUACACUGCGCAGUGGUUGGAAGUGAAAAUGCCAAGCGGUAUUUUGAGGCAGUGCAAGGAUCAAAGGAACAUCAGGGAGAGCUUUUUGGGAUCCAUAACCUUUUCAAACUUAGGACUCAUGGGUCUUGUCUUACUAAAGAAAUCCUGGAGAGGGAAGGGCGAGUAGAAGCGGGAGUUAUGACAGCAACUACUUGGCUAAAGGAAGAGUCUCCUCCACACAGCUCAGAAAAGUCUGGACAACCAGACUUUGAAGGACAUGGAGAUCCCCCAAGCUCUAAGGCACAGUUAGAGAGAGAAGAAAUAGAUUUUCAUGAUGAUUUUAGUGAUGAUGAUAUGCUGGAAAUUUCCAUGAAAAGAAGUGACAGAAAGAAGCCUUGCAGCAUAAAUAAUUCAACGGUAACAAAGGGACAGCUUUCCUUAAUGCAGUGUGGUUUUUCUAAAUUGUUGCAGAGAGAAAUUGAAACUACCAAAAAAAAUGAUGAUAAUGACAAUUCUUAUCAUUCAAGUUCUGAUGGUCAGACUACAAGAACAAACUUAAAUAGCAAAGGUACUGGUGUUCAGAAACGUCAAAGCCAUGCACAUGUUUUAGAGCACAGCAAAGCUGCUCAGUCACCAAAUGGAACUGACAAACAAGAAAUGUGUAGUGCAGAUUGGCUUGUUUUAUCAAACUCUGAGGAGGAAGAGGACAGAGAAGAUGAAGAUCAGUGCAUUUCAAAGCAAAAUGAUGUAGUCAUGGAAACUGAAAGCAGUUCUGAAGAGAAUGAUAAUAUCAUCUUUCCAACCCAAGUUCCAGCAUGCCACCAAGCAGUGCUUACUAAAAGAGCUGAAAUAUGUAGCUCAACAUCUGAACAUCCUGUAGAGUCAGCAAAAGAAAAAGAUAGGUUUGUAUUUAAGAGAGAUGGUAGGCAACUUGGAUUCUGUAGUACUGAGUCAAAUUUCAGCAAAAUCAGGUCUUCUGAAGAUGUUAAGAACAGUGCAAGAGAUUUGAAAGGUGCAAGUGACGUGAGUGAUGAGUCUGAUGAUAUUGAAAUUCCCUGUAAUUCUGAAUCGGGAAAAUUGAGAACUUUCAGCUUUCCAAGACGGAAACAAAGGCACGCCCAUAGCAAUGAACUACGUAACUUCUCCAAGUCUCAGCUGCAAGCGAAGCCCAGUAGAAAAGAAAAGGAAAGUGAAUCUCAGAAUAUAGAUGAAUUUUCAUCCUCUGAAGAUAACUUACCGGUUCAGAAGAUUCAUGCCAGAAAGCAAAGCUAUAAGUGUAAAAGCCAGAGACGGACAGUUCGGUUUGGGUCCAAAAUCCUCCAUCCUAUUCAAGAUACAAUGUGCUCUGUUGUAGAAAACAAGUCCAGGAAUUAUGCUGGGCAUAAAACUUACGCACAUAAAGCAGAAUUUGACCAUCAGGAUCACAAAGUGGAAUCAAUGGACAAGUAUUUAGAUGGUGUUCAGGAAGUGGCUUAUAUGCAUUCGAAUCAGAAUGUGGUUGGAUCCAGCAAGGCUGAGAAUCGCUUGAGCCGGUGGGCAGUGCGAGAUGUAUUUGAGUUGAAGCAAUUUUCCCAGCUCCCUGCUAAUGUAGCAGUCUGUAGUGCCAAGAAAUGACUCUUUGGGAAAGGAGUGCAAGAACACUGAAAACUAACAGAGCAUUCCAUUGAAGUGGAUGUGUUUUCUGUUUGGAAAUACUGUUUUUUCCUGCAGAUCUUAAAGACUAACUGAAGCAUUUUUCUGUCUACUUAUGUACGAAUUUAGAACAACAGGAGUAGAAAGCAACAACAUAAUAAGCAUUAAGUAAUAAGCAAAAAUAAUAAGUAAUAAGCAACUAAGACAGCCUCAUGAGAAUAUUGAUAUUUUGUUGAAUUCAUCUUGUUUCCUAUCCACAGUGGAUAAUCUAGGUUUAUUAGUCCUUUAUUGCUGAAGCAUGAAGACUAAUGUAGGCACUUAAGUUGCCUACAAGCAUCCAUGAGGAUGCUUUCUUCAAAGUGUGAAAAGUUCCAUGGGAAGAAGGUCCUUGGGAGUCAAGGUAGAAGGGUUGGGGGACAGGAAGUUUUCGUUUGUCAAAGAAAGCUUUGCAGAAAUUUAGGAAAUCUUACUUAAGAACAUGAGUAACUAAUGAAUAAAUAAGCUUGGAUUUGAAUUGAUUAUAAAAAGUGUAAGAUUUGAACUUAAGGAUAGGAAAAGGUGUCUUGACGAUAGUUUCUUUCCUUAAUUUGACUUCAGAAAGUCUGUGAGAUCUGGGCAGUGGGUACUAAUAUAUGUUUUUUGAAGUGUAGGUUUCAGUUGAGCGUGUUUUCUAUCCAGUAAUGAAUAGUCAGUCUGUCCUUAAUGUUACUUGUGCUAUGAUUCAUGUAUCAUCUGCCUUUUGUCUGAUUAAUAAACAUAGUAUGUUAACCUGCUAUUGUUCCGUACCUCUAAAGGCAUAGGGAAACAAAAUCUUGGUUCUUUUUCACAAGAAACAGCUCUUGCCACUAUUUAUUAUCUUCUUGUUUGCUUUGUGCUCCAGGUUCCAGAACUGUGCUGAUACACACCUUUAAGUCUGUUGCAGAGCUUUUGACUCUUCUUUCUGCAGAGGUAUUAGGGAGCACAGUCAUACUCUCAAUUCUUGUUUGUUUUCAAAUGAAUUGUACAAACUGACUAGUUUAGCUAGGAGUCCACUCUUACAAUACGGUAUUCUUGUUAGUGUGGAUGUCCACAGAUCCUAUGUGAUGGCUGAAAAUUCAGUUGGGUUGGGUAACAGCAAUCAGAAUAUGAAGUGUGCCAUCAUGAAAUAAGAGUAAAACAUGUGAGAGCUGUCUCAAAUUCUCAGCUGUGAAAAAUUAGACAAAAUCUAAAACUAGUAAAAGUAACAAGAUGAAAUAUGCAUUAAGUAGACAAACGAGAGAGUAAACCACAUCUUGGAUGACUAUUACUAGCCAAACUGAGUACUGUCCAGUAUUUGAAUUAAAGAAAGAUAACUAUUUGAAGAUAGUUUGUAUACGACAACGGAAGAAGCAAGCAAAUGUGGCAGUCUUUAUCACAUGCUCUUGAAGAAACUAAAAGAUACUGUAUUUUGGGGAAUAUCUACCCUUUGUCUGAUGAGGUCAUCAGAAUGCAUAAAAAUGGAAGAAGAUUCUGUAGCUGUAGGUAAGAUGAAGAAGUGGUUUUCAGUGAAGAGAGAAGCUGUUGUCAUCUGAUGGAAGGAGCUAUCAUAAAUAGACAUCUGUAGCAGUGUAUAUCUGCUUUAACUUUAGUUUUCAAAUAUAAUAAGGUACUUAAAAGAUUAGAAAUUUUAAUUUAUUUACUUUAGAUAGACAUGGUAUUUAUACAUUUAGAUAUCCCUUAAAGGCAGAAAACUAGAAUUAUGGUAACAAUAUUUUAGCCUCCUAACAACAGUUUCUGAAUCAUACACAUUACCUAGUGUCUGAAAAUUGUCCAAAUUCUGCCCAUUGACCACAACUGGCAAUGUAAGAUCAAUGUAGAUUUGGAGAAGAGAGGACAGAAGAGCAGAACAUACUGUUAUAUGAUAAUCUCUCCCAAAGAGCUGGUGUUUCUGAUAGUGCUCUUUAUGUGAAAGGCACUGAAGUGUCAAUAAUAAGAGGUGUUUCUUGUUCCAUGCAGAGAUGUGGCAAACAACUGUUCUGAACAAAUUUUGGAGAUACAGGUUAUAUCUCAAGUAAUUUCCACUAAGUCCAUCCUCUGCAAGUUCUGGGAUAUGCAAUGUAUUUUUAGAACUAAGUGUUUCAGAGACCAGUCAAGUGUGUCUCUCAGAUUGCAGUUUGCAGUCUUUCAUAGCAAGUCAUAAAUAGCAAGACAUAAAUUAUGUCAUAGCAAGACAGAAAUUAUGGUCAGCUGUCUGAUACCAUGAUGCAGAGAGUAUCACACCAGACUUCAGUGUUCUAAACUCCCGAGUGGAAAAUGCAUGUCAUUUAGUGUGACAUAUCUACCACAGUAAAAAUUACUGAGAACUGUUCUUUGCAGCCUCCUUACUCAUACAAACACAGAAGAGACUUCAUCUGCUGUUUCACAGUAGAUUGUUUCUACGAAGGGUUUUCUGGUCUUUCGUAUAGAAGUAUGAAGGAAAAAGAUUGUUUUUAAAAAAAAGAUACUAGAGUAAUGAUCUUGUUUUGCCUGCAUUUUCUUUGUUGUUUUUAGGCUGCUCUAAUGCCUUUGAGUCAUCUUUGUUCUGCAUUUUAUUUUCAAUUCAAAUCUUCUGUUUAUACAUCUGUGCAAAUAGACUUGGUUAGAAAUUCUCUUUUCAUCAAACGAGUGAAAAAUUGUGUCUAUUGCUUCAUCACUAUUAAAAAAAAUAGUUCUUCAUUUGUUUUUUCAGCUAUCUUGUGUAACUGCAGAAAAAAAAAGGAUAUUGAAACCAAAAACUUCUAAAAUCAAAAACUGUGAAAGAAACCUGUAGACCAGACAUGGUGGCCUUCUAAAGCCAGAGUGUAAUUUUCAGACUAGAUGUACAGUUAUUUCAGCCUUUCAGGAAACAAACAAAGAAGUCUUGAGAUUCAUUCAUGUGAUACUUUGUUCAAAAUUCUUUUGGCAUUGUGAAUUUUAGGUAAAAAUGGAAGUGUUAACAUUUUCUCUAAAAUCUUAAUCAUCUCCUAAGUAUUUUAGAGGUUUUUUUCCUGGUGGGUUCCAGGUUCCAAAGCAACCUGCAGUGUAGGAGCUUGUUACUUACUUUGUUUUUUUUGGGUAACUUGCACUGUUUUUUGUGAAGCUUUUUCUUAGGUACAAUAAGGAAUAGAAGCCUCCCAGAGUCAAGAUUAAAUAUCUUCUAAUGUUUCUAGUCUAUUCUGAAUUAAAUGACUGCAUUCCUUAAUUAAUUCCCUAAUUAAUUGGCAAAAACAACCCGUGUGAAAUAUUUUACGCAAGUACAGAAGUCUGAAGUAGGCUUUCUUUACUUCUUGUAAAGCUGAACUUGUGAAGUAUUUCUUCAAUAGGAAUCCUGGGAAUGGGGGGUGAGGAGGGGGAGCUGAAGCAUGGGGAAGACUUUACAGAAGGCAUGGAUGUGUCAUAAAAAAGUCAAAAAUAGGAAUAGGGCAUACUAAAUAAAUUGAAAAAAUGAUGUCCCACAUUAGAGCUAACUUGCCCUUUUUAAUAUGUGGAAAAGAAUUAGUCGCAUAGAACUUCUACUGUACCUGUUGAAUAUGUGGAGUCUUUUUUUUUUUUCAUCCAACUGUAUGUUUUCAACUUAAGUUUACUUAGUUUUACUGAAAAGAAAUGUACAAAGACAGCCAUUCAAUUGAGGAUUAAUCACUAUGGCAACAGAAAUGUGGUGCCUGGAAAGGGGGAGGAUGUAUUCUCCCCUCUGCUUCCUGCCAGCUGUCAUAUUCAACCUCUGUGGCAUGAAUUCAGGCCAAAAUAUAGACUGUGACCAGCUCUAAGAAACUAUAUCUGUAUUUUUAUAAAUUGGUACAAGAAUCACACUAUAAAAGAAGACUUAAUCCUCUGAAUUGGAUGACAGACAUUUGGCAGUCUUGCCAGUGUUGGACAGAGAAAUAACGGGAUGCUUUGUAGUAAAACCUGGAUUAAUGGUAAACCCCUCUUUAUGUUAUUGCAAUGUGGUGUAAAUGAGAGAACUAAGCAUGCUGUCAGCCUGAGAAAAAAACGUGCCCUUUGUAUUUCCAAUGCAGAUUUAAGUGCUGUUGAGAAUACUGUAAAUAAAAAAGUUGUGUUAUUAAGAACUUCUCUUUAUUGUAUUUGUACUGCAUUGACAUUUUGUAGAUUAUUUAAACAAAGACUUUCUAUCAGUUAUAGUAACUCUGAUUGCAGUGUGUUUGCACAGCUUUCAGGCUGAACAAGUUUAGAUACUUGUUUACAAUGAGUAGGCUUUUGGGAGAUAACAUUCCAUUAUGCUUGCUCUUCUGGGAUGGGGAAUGCCAUUCAGCUUUAAAGUAAUUGUUCCCAAAUGAUUGGCCUGUAAUGCUGCUUUAUAGAGAUUACUGUUUCAGUUUACAAUGGAAUUAACUCUUUCAGUAUGGUGUAGGUAUUUUUAAAUUUGGUGAGCAUGUAAGUGACAUUCUGUGAUGCAAGUAGUUGCAUUUUCUUUAUGGUGUACAUGCCUGGCUUUCUGUUUUGCUGCUGUUUAGUGGAGGGGUGGGAGUGCAAAAGAAGGUAGAUGAAAAUCCACAGACUUCUGUUGGAAUAAAGUUAACCUUAGCUUUGAAUUUUGAGAUAGGCUGAUUAUCUCCUCUCAUCCAAACAGUAACAAUAAGUAUGUUGAUUUAUGGCAUUGUGUUAGUUGCGAAAAGGUAAUAUGGUUUAUAGGAAUUUUUUAUUUAAAAAAAAAAAAUCAACAAAUUAAACGAAACUGCUCCUAAUGAGAAAAUUUGCUGGUACUGUAUUGGAGAAGAAACAGUGGAACUGGGAAGUAAAUGCAAAACAGAAAGAAAGCAAUCUGUCCUCAUAUGACUUAGUAGGCUAUUUUCCACUGCCAAGCAAAAUACUAGAGUCUGUGUAGUCCCUAGUCUCUCUUUGGAUGAGAAAAAAAAAGUGGAGAUGACAAAUGGGAAAAUAACUGUAUAGUGCUCUGAUAAAUUUUCUUUUAUCAGCAAGUGUAGCUCCAUGCUCUGGUAAAUAUAAAUGUGCAAGUCCUGCUCUGUGUGUUGGCUGAAUAUUUUGGAGGAGUAAUUGGAACACUGGAUAAGUCUAAGUCUAACUUCUUUCUUGUAGCUUGGAUGGUAUUUCAGCUAUUGGUCUGCUAGGAUAUUAUCAAAUAUUAGGUGUCAUAGAAUUCAUUUUAAUUCAGAAAUAAUAUGAAUACAAUUGUUCAAGAGUAUUUUAAAAUUCCAAAGUAGGUUAGCUUUAUUUUCUAGACAGUUGAGCUACUCAACGUUAGCCAUACAAUUACUUCUAAUUCUCAUUCUAUAAUCCUAUUCUGCUAGAACAAUAGACCAGUUCAAUCUGUGUAAGACUGCCUUUCAGUUAGGAAAGUUAAAUUCAGAAGGAAAAUUAAUGUACGUGUUAGAAAUUGAUUUAAUAUACGAUAAGAUUCAGGCAUAUUUCAAACUAGGAUGUGUAAGUCACUGUAACGCUUUGAAGUACAUAAUUUGUUCAGUAUUACAUCAUCUGUAAGUAGAAAAGCAAUUCUGCUUUCUUUUAAAAAUUAGGUGGAAGCAUUCAGAUUAUUCAAAGAAAGUAGCUUUUCUAUGAUCUUGAGUGGAGGGACCUUAAUUUUAGAUAAACUACGUGAAAUUUUCAGAGGACACUAUUAUACUCCGUUUUCCUUGGCAUGCAAAAUGAUUGAGGAAGAAAUUCUUGUUGGACAUGAAUAUGUGUAGAAGAGAAAAAUGAGACCAAGGACAAACAGGUAACAAACAUUUUAGUCUGUUUAUAUCUGAUAUGUCCUGACAAGUAUGUAAAAUGUAGACAAAGUAAAAACGCUAUCUAAGAAUAGCAUAUAUUCAAGAACAGAAUAUAGAAAAGUCAUACUUUUGGAUAUAUAUUAUCCAAAAGACUACUGGGGAGUGGGUGUGGGGGGAACCAAAAAAAAAGGAAAACUAAUGGGGAAAAAAAGAUUAACUGAAAUAAUAUAGAAUUGUAAUUUGGGUAGAUAAAGUCACUGAAAUACAAUGAGUAUCACUUGGUCAAAAUAAUAACAAUUGCCCAGUAUCUGCUGCAACUUGUAAUAUACCUGAGAAAUCAUCUGUUUUGUCAGGUUUCGAGGAUAGUGGGAAAAUGCAAGGUAAAAUAUGGCAUACAGUUCUGUUACUUGCUUGCAUGCCAAGUUUUAAGAGGAUAGUCGUACUGAACUCAGUUUUCAUGCUUUUUUCUGAUUGAGGUAACAAGAUAUUUGAGAAGGCCAUUCUUGUUCACUUCGGAAACAAAAACAGACAACAAAACUCUUCAAGGGAUGGUAUCCUGGAUAUCAGGCAGCAGUGGUUUCAUAUGUAGAGAAAAGCUAGUAACACUGCUUCAGAUGUGAGUGGGGAAGUCAGAGAUGGGAAUUGCUGCUGGAAAGCAGUAUCUGGCAAGGUACCUACCAUAAUGAUUCUUCAGUUAAGCAGUAGCAGAGGGGAGGAUACUCAGAUGUCGUGCAACUAUGGCUGAGGAGUAAUUGUGCAAACAUGUUUUCAUCUUCAGGCUUCUGUAGGAACUUCAUUAUCCUCAGUCUGGUUACUCAAGAAAAUGCCAUAGGCAAGAAGAGACAGCCUAAAAAAAAUAAGUAUCAUCCCUGCACCUGUGUCUUUUUCUCUACUCAUCUCACUGCUAGACUCUGCUCAUCUGCUCUAUCACACGUUUUCAUCUUGCUGUACAUAAAAAGAUGAACAUUGUUCUCUGUUGCUUUGCUUGAAGAGGCUACAGAGAAAAAGGGGGAAGUCACAGGCCUAAGAUGAUCGGUCACGUGUGAGGAUGCUCAUGCGUUUGCAGUCAUUGCCACAGAGCACAGCCACCUCUCUGUGCCUGUAGCAGGAAGGACAUAGGCAGAGGUUUUGUACCGUCAAAAAUAGGCACGAAUUGGCUUGAGUACGUGUAUGCUGUUUUAAAAACUCCUGUAACUGUGUGGUGGGAGGCGCACAGAGCAAUCAGAUCCAAGAGCUGUUGGAAUCUCUAAGCAGAAGUGACUGCUGCACUGUAGCACUUACAUUUUUGCUUGAUUCUCAGCUGCAUGUCCGUGAAGAGCAUGAGUCUUUAAGUGUGUACUGAUGUGGGACUUCAAAGGUGCAGGUGCUGGACUCAUGGUUACAGCCGGUGUAUAAUAUGUAACUCAAAGAAAUUGAAACUCAUUGUUAGUAUCCAGAACCUUAGGUAUAGUUUUAUGAGUGAGACGCAUACCUAACAAAUGAAGAAGGAAUAGAGGAAAAUACCUUCUGUGGCAGAAAGAUAGGAAGGGUGUACAUACCGUGUUUAAGUUGAAAAUCCCAGAGUUUAAAUGGAACAUGAAAUGUGAAAAUGAAUGGUUUCUCUGACAUUUUUUUCAUGAGUGGUAAGAGUCCCAAGGUUUUCUGAAUACUUCUAAAACUGUUUUCUGCAAAGUUAUGUAAUGACCACUCUUCUUUCCUAGGCUCUUUAGAGCCAAUGCAAUAAAUGAAGAUGGGACAGGAUAAGAAAAUAAGUGUAAAACAGGAAGAAAUAACUGCUCAUUUACAUGGUACUUUCCAUCAUUGACAAUAACACUUCAGAAUUUCAUUUUACUGUUCUUUUUACAUUCCACACACACCCCCGCCCCCCCAUUUCCUGGGAUAUUUUCUGCAGUGUAACCUUUUCUCGUGUAACUUUUUUUUUGAAUCCAAAAAAUGUUGCUUCUACUGAUCAACUUGUAUCUAUAGCUUUUUGGGUGUGUUAUAUACAUGCCUGUGUUUGAAGAUAAGUUUUCUAUUUCUCCUAAACUUUGUGCUGAGAUUUUCUUGGCAAAGAGGAAUGGCAUAAGUUUGAAGACACUGGUAAAAAUAUCACAUUCAGUAAUUCAAUAAUACAUUAGUGCUUUUUGUCUUUGGUAAAAGGAAUUUAGGUGUUACUUGUUUCCCAUGCCAAUGUACAAUGGUUUGAGAAAGGAGAAAAUGGGAAGAAUGCAGUAACAUAUAAAGGUGUGUUACAGGUAAUUCAGUAUAUGUGCACUUAAUUUAUCAGAUGACCAGUAAGUAUGUGGUGAAGUUUAAAGGGAAACUUCCACUUCGAGCAGUGGAAAUUUCUGUGUGUACUUUAACAUAGUUAAGUAUUUAAUAAAGACUCCUUUUGUAAUUGCUGUCAAUCCUUUUUUAAAAAAAUCUUCUAAAAUACAUUUGGGAUACACUAAUUAUUGCUUUAGCUUUACAUCAUAUAUUUCAGAAGGCUAAUUAGAAGAUGUGCACUGCAGUACACAAAAAAAAAAAUUAACACAGUAAUGUGUGUGAUGGCAUAAUGUUUGGCAAGAAUUCUUUUUCAUCAGCAUGUUCUUUUGAGAAGUUCGACAACACUUGUGGUUAUCUAAGUAAAUUAAUUAAUAUACAAUACUAUAAGUUAAGCAAAGGUGAAGUGCACUUCCAAUGCACAGAGUCCUUGGGGUGAAGGAUUUUUCUUUCCUGUAUUAUUCCCUUCUUCAGAUCAUAAAUUUUCGAAUGGGAGACCCUUUGUAUGAAUACAUUGUGGAAUGUGCUAGUGUCAGUAAUGUAAGAACAACAGUCAGAGGUUCCUAGCUGAAUGAGAUUCAAUCGAUUUGUCUUACUCUGCAAGAUUGCCUGAGGCAUAUGACAUAUGUGCUAAUUCAGAUUCACAAGACCAGGUUUCUAAAGUCAAAGUGGAAUUGGAUGUAGGAACAGAUAACGGGAGGGACACAUGAUGGUGUGAUGGUAGAGAAAGCACUUGGGGAAAAGAAAAUAGCUGUCAAAAGGAAUUUUGCAUCAUAAAAUAGAUUUGAAUCGUUAAGUUAGAAGGCAAGUAUUUAAAGGGAAUCAAAAAAAAAUCAUUUUUGAGAGGGAGGAAACAGUAGAAUUAAUGAUUAACAGAUGACAUCAGAUUCAAAAGAAAGCUAAGAAAUACAGUGCUGGAGUGUUGAUUGAAAUUUUUGCUUUUUUAAUGGUAAUACAAGUAGAAAAAUACAGGGAAUAUUUUCAUGUAUACAUGUGGAAAUGUUAUCAGUAGCUUGAACAUCAGCCAUGUGUCAUUCAGAGUAACAAACUUCAGAUUGGACCUUUAGACAGCCCUGACCCAUCUUGAGAAAAACUACUGAAACAAGUGUUUUAGUUUUACUGACAAAAUGCUUAGGCACAAAAUGCUUAGGCUUAUCAUGCAUAUAUAUAUUUAUAUAUAUGUAUAUGAAUAUGAGUUUGGGGCUGGAUUUAAGUUGGCAAACUCUCAGAAACAUUCUGAAGUUCAAGAGAGCCAGUUGUGUUUCAGCCUAACUGGGUGCCAUGUAACUAAUUGGCCUUGCUCCAGAGAGCUGUGAUAAGAUUUUCAAGAGUAACUCACAGUGGCCAUUAGCUCUCACAACUCUUGUGGUAACUUGUUUCCACAAACUUUUUCUAGAGUCAGGAAAAAUCUUUGAGCUGCUAAUUUGGGUAGAAAAGGAGGAACCGUCUGUGUGUAUACAGUGAUACCUCGCUGUUUCUUUCCGGUUGGCAGUGGUAGUCAAUGUAGUUAAGUUUUGUACUUCCACAAGCAAAUAUGCCAUCUCUGAAGUUAUUUACAGUUAGCAGUUUUUAACAGAAAUUGCUUGUCUUUGCAGAAUUAUACGACUUCCAGUAUGUCUACAAAAUUUGCCUUUUUUUCCUCCAAAGAGUUUUUAAUCUGAGUGUGAACAGAUAUGUAAGCAAAGUGUUGCUGCCUUUUAUACUUUGGUCUUGUUUAUUAAGUGGUAGUUGAAUGUACUUUUCUGGAGGCUUUAAAUACUUUUAAAACAGGCAUUAACAUGGUCGGGCUUGUAUUCUACAGUUAUUAUUAGAUUACACAAUCCCAAUUUCCUGACAGAGUGACAAAUACUCUAUGUAUUGUCACAGUAAAGUCUGAAUGCUAUAACUAUUUAGUCAUGCCAAAAUUACAUCAAAACAGAUAUACUUUAAAACUGGCAUUGGUUUAUUUUUUUCAAAUAUGUUUUCCCGACUAAGUUCUCCAUCAUCCAUGCAAAUGUUU
Cygnus olor (mute swan) is the source of this 13658-nucleotide messenger RNA. It is a transcript of the gene ERCC6L2, whose product is annotated as ERCC excision repair 6 like 2. The coding region runs from base 222 to 3734 and encodes 1170 amino acids. Gene Ontology annotation, molecular function: ATP-dependent chromatin remodeler activity; ATP binding. Lineage: Eukaryota; Metazoa; Chordata; Aves; Anseriformes; Anatidae. The transcript is spliced from 18 exons. The record is from RefSeq and is a predicted model, not a curated record.